AAGCCGCAAGUCGGUGGUAAAGAUAAGAAAUAGACGAGUGGACGCAGCAUUUCCCGAUGGACCGGAACGAUUUCCUGCGCGUAAAUGCGCCCUAUUUGCUCUCGAUUGCAGUCAGUUUGUUCCUCCUCGCCCUAUACUGGAUCCUUUACUUGUGGAAUGCCCUGUAUUAGUUAGUGUGCUCCAUCCACCGGCACGCGGCGCGCGGGUGCGCACGUGACCUGCGGCAAUCAUCUGGCUGUGUUUUGGUGUGCGCCGUGCGGUUGCCUACGUGAGGCGAAGCGCAGAGCCUUUUCGGGCAAAGUGGGUUGCGUCAGUUUGAGGCGAUUUUUGCCUGGCCUGACAAUACAAAUAGAGAAAUCGCGUGUCUUGCGUUGCGAGAGACGAUGUUGCGCACCGUUAUCACGACAGGUGCGCGCAGGGCCUCUUCAUUUCUCGCAGGGCAACCGUGCACCAAACGGCCUCUCGCACUCCACUUUAUUGGCAGAACCAUGGCAUCCACGAAUAUUCCUCUGUCUGAGGAUUUCUUCUUCAGGCAGCUGUUCGACCGUGAGAGCUGCACCUACACAUACCUUUUGGCAGACCUGAAGAGCAAGCAGGCUGUCCUCAUCGAUCCUGUUCUUGAACUGGCAGAACGAGAUGCCAAUAUCAUCAAUGAACUCGGAUUGACAUUAACAUUUGCAAUGAACACUCACAUGCACGCUGACCACAUCACCGGCACUGGCAAGUUGAAAACGCUCAUCCCUGGUUGCAAAAGCCUUAUAUCAAAGGCAAGUGGUGCCCAAGCUGAUGUUUAUGUCAACGACGGAGAGGUCGUCAAUUUUGGCAGACACGAAUUAGAAGUUCGAGCAACUCCGGGACACACUAAUGGUUGCAUUACUUAUGUGUGCAAGGAGCAGGGCAUGGCAUUUACAGGUGACACCCUGUUGAUUAGGGGCUGUGGCCGCACAGACUUUCAAGAGGGUAAUCCGACCACUCUGUACGAGUCGGUGCACACAAAAAUCUUCUCUUUGCCUGAAAACUUUAAAUUGUACCCAGCCCAUGAUUACAAAGGACUAACGGAAACAACAGUUGGGGAAGAGAAAAAGUACAACGCCAGAUUAACAAAAUCACUGAAAGAGUUUGUCCAUAUCAUGGAUAAUCUGAACCUUCCAUACCCAAAAAUGAUUGAUAAGGCCGUACCUGCCAACAAAGUCUGUGGUCUGCAGUUUUAAGAUGUUACCAUUGUAUUGCAAAAUCCUAAAUCACGGGUUUUAUAUUUUUGUAUUUGUUUGGUAUUGCUCUAAAUGUGAAUGUGAGCCUGGAGGUGACUGUGUAACCUGACUGAGCACAGUUUACUUACGAAGCAAGUGGAAUUAAAUAUCCAGACAUUAAAUGCAUUCGUAUAUUUAAAUUUCAUGUCUCUAGAUAAAAAAAGUGCAAAACAAGACUUUUUUUAAUUUCAUCGAUUAUAUGAACAUAUUAUAUAUUUUUAUCAUCCCAUAGAAAAUACUCCGUUUGGUGACCGCACUAUAUAGGAGAUUUGUCUGGUAAAAAAAAAAUAAAACAAAAUUGUGUCACUUUAAGUUAAAUUUUUUUUCUUCGUAUUUUCUAAAAUGCUUCUGAUUUCUAAGCUAAUUGUAAGAAACUGUUUUUAUUAGUUUCUUACUUUUGAUUUCCUCUGAAAUCUUGAAUGUUUAAACUGAGCGGAUGUCACACACAAGCGUGCAAAAUUUGUCAUUGCUCUCUAGCCUGGCGUGUGCUCUUAUCGAGCGCGCGCGUCUCAAAUUUUGAAAUAGAGCCAAAUCUAUUUCUGUGUAAAUGCAUAUACUGUCCACACGCUGUGGUGUUGUUCCCAAAAUCUCAUCCCGGCAGUAAGGAGUUGGUGCUCGCCAAGUGCAAACAACUACAGCUAGGAACCACCGAGAUGAAAUUGGCCCAUUGCAGGGUCUCCGUUUUAGUCAUCGUCCUGAUUGCAAUUACUCCACGAGAUGCAGUUGGAAAACAGGACGAGUUUUUGUUGGGUUUCGACUGCGACGAGGAGAGGUCGUGCCAAGCCCUGAAUGAGCAUUGUGACGCCGGCUUUUGCAAGUGCAAGCCUGGAUUUGUGCGAAAUGCGCUGCAUUGCUUUCCAGCCAGAAACUAUGGAGAGUCUUGCUUUUUUGACGUGCAAUGUUCAGUAUUCCCAUUGAUUUGCGCAGAUCAUGAUGGAACUGGCGUUAAAAGAUGCGACUGUCAUAAAUUCUUUACGUGGGACAAAAACACUGAAGAAUGUCACCACUCUGAAAAUAUAUCAGCAAUGGUUUCAAAAUUGGAGCAGAAGUGGGACUAUGAAGCAAGAAUUGAUGAAGAUGCAAAAUCUGUAUUUCCUGGUAUCGUGGCUGCUGGAAUCAUGGUUUUGGUGAUUGGGGCCGUGAUGGCUACAGCGUGCACCAUUUAUGGCUGCUACUCGGGAAGCUGGAAGUGCUUGAGCAGACGAGAAAAAAGAUCGAUUACUUUAACUAAAGAAGAGCCCGAAAAAACUUCUAAAAAAUUGGAAAAGAUUGAAGCUACAGAUGUGCCCCUGUCGUCCGAUCCUGUCCAAGAGGUUUAAGACUUUUUUAUCUUCAUGCAAACCAAAUCUAAAUUACACAUAUAUGCAUUUUACUCAUAUCUUCAAAUUUGAAAGCAUCAUUUAAAUAAAACAAAUCAUGGUGAUUUGAAUUUAAAAUCGG
This is a messenger RNA of Neocloeon triangulifer, 2690 nucleotides long. RefSeq names its product persulfide dioxygenase ETHE1, mitochondrial. Bases 384 to 1211 code for a protein of 275 amino acids. Gene Ontology annotation, molecular function: sulfur dioxygenase activity. Gene Ontology annotation, biological process: hydrogen sulfide metabolic process; glutathione metabolic process. NCBI's taxonomy places the organism in Eukaryota, Metazoa, Arthropoda, Insecta, Ephemeroptera, Baetidae. The transcript is spliced from 11 exons. The record is from RefSeq and is a predicted model, not a curated record.